GUCACAUUGCCGCAUCUGUUAGGCUUACUGCAUUCUGUAAGAGAUUGAGGCACUGCUUACCUAGCAGGAGAAGCUCUGCCAUAAGGCUUCAUCGAAUCCAGGCCAGCCGCUAUAAGGGUCAACGCGCAUUUCAAUCUUUUCAACCUCCUCAUCCGGCAGUCUUAAGGUCCUUCGUAGAUCAGGCGCCAACCAUGUUGUCUACAAGCUUCUCUUCCUGCAAGAAGGUUGCGGCGCCUACUGUGCGCCCGUCGGCCGCUGUUCCAAUCUCCACGGCGAUUCGCGGCCGCAGGGCUGUCCGCAUCGCUUGCGAGGCAGCUGCGUCGCCAACUCCCGUUGCUCCUAAAGCUGGUCCCAGCGCCGUCACAACUCCGGCGCCUGCUGCGCCAGUCCCGCUCGAGCCAGUCAAGAAGGAGAGGGCGCCCGUCUCCGAUGACCAAAUUAACCUGCUGAAGCAGCAGCUCAAGAGGGCAACUGAGGCCCAGCGGAAGUAUUCAACUUAUACUCAAGAACAGGUCGACGAGGUUUUCCGCAUGGCGGCCGAGGCAGCCAACGCUGCUCGCAUUCCUCUAGCAAAGAUGGCCGUGGAAGAGACCCGGAUGGGUGUUGUCGAGGACAAGGUGGUGAAAAACCACUUUGCUUCCGAGUUCAUUUACAACAAGUACAAGCACACAAAGACGUGCGGUGUAAUUGAGGAGGAUGUUGCGGGCGGCAUCAAGAAGGUUGCUGAGCCCGUGGGUGUCAUUGCAGGUAUCGUGCCCACCACCAACCCCACCUCGACGGCCAUCUUCAAGUCGUUGCUGGCGCUGAAGACCCGCAACGCGCUGGUCAUCUGCCCGCACCCACGUGCUGCCAAGGCCACCAUUGCGGCCGCCAAGAUUGUGCGCGACGCUGCCGUUGCUGCUGGUGCCCCGACGGACAUCAUCAGCUGGGUAGAGACCCCCUCGCUGCCGGUGUCUCAGGCGCUGAUGCAGGCGCCCGAGAUCAGCCUCAUCCUGGCCACCGGCGGUCCCGCCAUGGUCCGGGCCGCCUACUCGUCCGGCCAUCCCUCUCUUGGUGUCGGCGCUGGCAACACGCCCGCGCUGAUUGACGAGACUGCCGACGUGCAGAUGGCUGUGAGCUCCAUUCUGCUAUCGAAGACGUUCGACAACGGCGUCAUCUGCGCCUCGGAGCAGUCGGUGGUGGUGGUCGCCAAGUCGUACGACGCCGUCCGUGCCGAGUUCCAGCGCCGCGGCGCCUACUUCCUCACUGAGGAGGACAAGGUCAAGGUGCGGGCUGGCGUUGUCGUGGAUGGCCACCUGAACCCCAACAUCGUGGGCCAGUCGAUUCCCAAGCUGGCUGAGCUGUUCGGCAUCAAGGUGCCCGCGGGCACCAAGGUGCUGAUCGGCGAGGUGGACACCAUCGGCAGCGCUGAGCCCCUGUCCCAGGAGAAGCUGUGCCCGAUCCUGGCCAUGUAUAAGGCCAAGGACUUCGACAAUGGCCUGGAGAUGUCGCACAGCCUGAUUAUGUACGGCGGCGCGGGCCACACCUCCGUCCUCUACACCAACCCCCUGAACACCGCGCACAUCAAGGCCUUCCAGGGCAAGGUCAAGACCGUGCGCAUCCUGAUCAACACCCCGGCUUCCCAGGGCGCUAUCGGUGACCUGUACAACUUCCACCUGGACCCCUCGCUGACGCUGGGCUGCGGCACCUGGGGCUCCACCUCGGUGUCCACCAACGUGGGCCCGCAGCACCUGAUCAACAUCAAGACCGUCACGGCCCGCCGCGAGAACAUGCUGUGGUUCCGCGUGCCUCCCAAGAUCUACUUCAAGGGCGGCUGUCUCGAGGUUGCCCUCCGUGACCUCGCGGGCAAGUCGCGCGCCUUCAUCGUCACGGACAAGCCGCUGUUCGACUUGGGCUAUGCGGACAAGAUCACCCACAUCCUGGACGGCAUCAACGUGCACCACCAGGUCUUCUAUCACGUCACUCCCGACCCCACGCUGGCCUGCAUUGAGGCCGGCCUGAAGGAGAUUCUGGAGUUUAAGCCUGACGUCAUCAUCGCGAUGGGCGGCGGCUCGCCCAUGGAUGCGGCCAAGAUCAUGUGGCUGAUGUACGAGUGCCCGGAAACCCGCUUCGACGGCCUUGCGAUGCGCUUCAUGGAUAUCCGCAAGCGUGUGUACGAGGUGCCGGAGCUCGGCUCGAAGGCGAUUAUGGUGGCUAUCCCUACCACCAGUGGCACCGGCUCCGAGGUCACUCCUUUCUCUGUCGUCACGGAUGAGCGCUCGGGCGCCAAGUAUCCACUGGCAGAUUACGCGUUGACGCCUAACAUGGCGAUCGUGGACCCUCAGCUGACGCUGAACAUCCCCAAGAAGCUCACUGCCUGGGGCGGCAUCGACGCCCUGACGCACGCGCUUGAGAGCUACGUGUCUGUGUGCGCUACUGAGUACACGAAGGGCCUGUCCCGCGAGGCUAUCCAGCUGCUGUUCAAGUACCUGCCGCGCGCCUACGCCAACGGUGCCAACGACUUUGAGGCGCGUGAGAAGGUCCACUAUGCCGCUACCAUUGCCGGCAUGGCCUUCGCCAACGCCUUCCUGGGCAUCUGCCACUCCCUGGCGCACAAGCUGGGUGCCGCCUUCCACGUGCCUCACGGCCUGGCCAACGCAGCGCUGAUCAGCCACGUGAUCCGCUACAAUGCGACGGACAUGCCCGCCAAGCAGGCGGCCUUCCCGCAGUACCAGUACCCCAACGCCAAGUCCGACUAUGCGGAGCUGGCGUCCAUGCUGGGCCUGGGCGGCAGCACCCCCGAUGAGAAGGUUGUCAAGCUGAUUGAGGCCGUGGAGGACCUCAAGAAGAAGUGCGAUGUGCCGGCCACGAUCAAGGAUAUCUUCAACGACGCCGCCAAGAGCGAGGAAUACUUCCAGCGAUUGGAAACGCUGGCUGAGGAGGCGUUCGACGACCAGUGCACCGGUGCCAACCCGCGCUACCCGCUUAUUGCGGACCUGAAGCAGAUCUACAUUGACGCGCACGAGGCGCCCAUCCUGCCCAUCCAGACUCUGGAGUUCUAUAGCAAGGUGUAAGAGUCCGUGGUAGCAGCUCGUGCUGUACAUUCAUUGAAGACCGGUGAUAUAUGGGUUUGCGGUAUAUGUUGCGUUGUGGUAUAGGUUGUUGAUGUUUUUGCAGGUGAUGUACGCCAGAACGUAGCCUAAUGCGUAUUGCAUGGUAUCUAGGAAGGCGCCAUCGCGGGAUUGUGUAUUCCCAUGCGUGUUAUGUUUUGAUCGUUGUUCUGCACGGGCCAAAUGCUGGAGCCCAUCUGUUUUCUGACGUGGCUGUUUUCACAAUGCCGAUCCGACCAUUUUUUGGAAGCACUUUCGUGCGUGUGCUAUUAUUUUCUGUGGUUGCAUGGAGACCCCUAGUAAGUGAACUGUACCAUUAAUGGCGAGCUGUAGCAAUGCUGCGACAAAGCGAAGAAUAAAUAUAUGGAUUUAAGAUAUGGGUUUCCCCG
Molecule: messenger RNA, 3478 nt
Organism: Astrephomene gubernaculifera
Lineage: Eukaryota; Viridiplantae; Chlorophyta; Chlorophyceae; Chlamydomonadales; Astrephomenaceae
Source: the annotation of a GenBank genome assembly